Messenger RNA from Lotus japonicus, 537 nucleotides. RefSeq names its product secretory carrier-associated membrane protein 1-like. Lineage: Eukaryota; Viridiplantae; Streptophyta; Magnoliopsida; Fabales; Fabaceae. The record is from RefSeq and is a predicted model, not a curated record. Gene Ontology annotation, biological process: protein transport. The transcript has 5 exons. Gene Ontology annotation, cellular component: recycling endosome membrane; trans-Golgi network membrane. Bases 149 to 520 code for a protein of 123 amino acids.
GUGAGCAUGCUCACUGCCACCAUUUAAAACUGAUAUGCCUUUUUGAACUGGGAAUUUAAUCAUGAUCUCUUGAUAAAAUUCAUUUGCUGAUUUCCAGCUUUAGGUUCAUCUUUUGCUGAAUUGUGGUAUCUUUACCACUAAUUGAUCCAUGGAUUCUUUAAAUUUCUACAUUUAUUUUUAUAAAUCUGCAGAACUCAGGAAGUGUUCCCCUUGCAACCUCAAAGCUCAAACCCUUCCUCCUGAGCCUUAUGAUCGCGGAGCAACUAUUGACAUUCCUCUUGAUACCUCAAAGGACAUCAAGGCAAAGGAGAAAGAACUUCAAGCCAGAGAAGCUGAAUUGAAAAGAAGGGAACAGGAGCUAAAACGAAAGGAAGAUGCUAUAGCCCGAGCUGGAAUAGUUAUAGAGGAAAAGAAUUGGCCUCCUUUUUUCCCCAUCAUUCAUCAUGAAAUUUCAAAAGAAAUACCAUUGCAUCUUCAAAGGAUCCAGUAUGUUGCGUUUACAACAUGGUUAGUGGGUUGACUAAUUCAAAUUACACA